UCAGCAUUCGUUAUUCUUCGUGUGAAACGCCGGUUGAAAAAUGGUCCAAAUCGUCGGUAAAUACCAACACGUCUCGAACGAGAACUUCGAAGAGUUCAUGAAAGCUCUUGGCCACCCGGAGCUGGUCAUCCCGUUCCUGCAAUCGAAGGCCGUCGUCGAGGUCCAGAGGAACGCCGACCAAUGGACCAUCACAGUCACCUCUGACGGAAAGAGCAGCGCAGCUACCUUCAAGGUGAACGAACCCUACGAGGAGAAGCUGCCCUCUUCCGACCGGAAAUUCCAGAGCGUGACAACACAGGAAGGCAACAAUUUCAUAACGGAAACACAACUAGGCGAUACCCUUAAAGUCGUCCGAUUGUACGAAUUCACGGACACUGAGAUGAAAGUGUACCUGUCCAUGAACAAGACCGACAUCAAGGCAACGCGUACAUAUAAGAGGCUCUAA
This is a messenger RNA of Habropoda laboriosa, 445 nucleotides long. RefSeq names its product fatty acid-binding protein 1, liver-like (gene Fabp). The record is from RefSeq and is a predicted model, not a curated record. Lineage: Eukaryota; Metazoa; Arthropoda; Insecta; Hymenoptera; Apidae. Gene Ontology annotation, cellular component: cytosol; nucleus. Gene Ontology annotation, molecular function: fatty acid binding. The transcript has 3 exons. Bases 41 to 445 code for a protein of 134 amino acids. Gene Ontology annotation, biological process: fatty acid transport.